Messenger RNA from Anneissia japonica, 478 nucleotides. RefSeq lists its product as uncharacterized. The coding region runs from base 59 to 478 and encodes 139 amino acids. The record is from RefSeq and is a predicted model, not a curated record. NCBI's taxonomy places the organism in Eukaryota, Metazoa, Echinodermata, Crinoidea, Comatulida, Comatulidae. The transcript is spliced from 2 exons.
CUUGUAGUGCGUUUACGGAAAAAACCAACAAAACUACGACCUUUACUUACAUCAAGGAAUGUCGACAGCACACUUCACAACAAAAAUCAGCGCCCACCUUCACCCGAUGACAGAAUUGGUAGAGCUUCCGUUCCCUCAAAGGGUGCGCAUCCCAAGCAUUGAUCCAAGGCGACCAAACAUAAAAGCAGAAAAGAUUAUUUCUCUGUUAGGCAUUGAAAAGGAGUUUCAUGUGAUAACGACACGACCAGGAAUCAUAGACGAGGUGCUGAGAAUUCCGUCGAAAAUCCCGAUUAAAAUGGCAUUAGUGGCUGGUAAUUUCCAGCUAGCUUCCAGUUCGCUUCCUGGCGUCUAUGCCCUCGUCAAUCCGACGUGGCAUAUCCACGAAAUGGGGCGGCCUACACUACCUGCAGCGUUCCAGCAAUUUCCACAGCCUUUACACGAUGUAUUAACACCUUGGAUGCGCACUUUCGAAGGUUAG